AUGGCUUCUUUCACUGAGUUUGCUUCUAGCUUAUUAUGUGUUGCUUAUCGCAAACCCAGAACCUUCAAUCUUCUCUCCAACAACACAAGAAUAACAAAAACUACUUUUUUACAUCGCUCUAACUCAUCUCCGGUGUCUAAACUAUUAUGCAACAACAACAUCCAUACAACACCAGUUCGCCGCUUCACUGUAGCAUCAUCAUCAACUGUAUCACCGCCUCAAACCGAUGAAGACGAAGAAGUCUCCACCGUUAUUCCACAGGAUAAUCGUAUUCCGGCGACUAUUAUCACCGGUUUUCUCGGUUCCGGCAAGACGACGCUGCUAAACCAUAUUUUGACAGCGGAACAUGGAAAAAGAAUUGCGGUUAUUGAAAAUGAGUUCGGUGAAAUUGAUAUAGAUGGCUCUUUAGUUGCGUCGAAAACAGCUGGUGCUGAAGAUAUUAUGUUGUUGAACAAUGGCUGCCUUUGUUGUACUGUGAGGGGUGAUCUUGUUAGAAUGAUUUCUGAAUUAGUCACUUCGAAGAAAGGGAAAUUUGACCAUAUUGUUAUAGAGACUACUGGUUUGGCAAAUCCAGCGCCGAUAAUACAGACUUUUUAUGCCGAGGAGAAUAUUUUCAAUGAAGUCAAGUUGGAUGGUGUUGUCACUUUGGUUGAUGCGAAACAUGCUGGUCGUCAUCUUGAUGAGGUUAAGUCAGAAGGUGUGGUCAAUGAGGCAGUAGAACAGAUAGCUUAUGCCGAUCGAAUAAUUGUGAAUAAGACUGAUCUUGUUGGUGAAUCAGACAUCACUUCUUUGGUCCAGCGGAUUAGGAAAAUUAAUACCUUGGCCAAUUUGAAGCGGACAGAGUAUGGAAAGGUGAACUUGGAUUAUGUUCUUGGCAUUGGAGGCUUUGAUUUGGAAAGGAUUGAGAGUGCUGUUAAUGAUGAAGGAUCAAAAGAAGAAGAUCAUGCCCAUAGCCAUAGCGACGACCAUAACCAUGAACACCAUCAUCAUGAUCAUGACCACCAUCACCAUGAUGAGUCACAUGACCACAAGCAUGAUCACCAUUCUCAUGAUCAUACUCACGAUCCUGGAGUUUCAUCUGUGAGCAUAGUUUGUGAAGGAAACUUAGAUCUCGAGAAGGCUAACAUGUGGCUCGGUAACUUAUUGAUGGAGCAUAGUGAAGACAUUUAUAGGAUGAAAGGUCUUUUAUCUGUUGAAGGAAUGAAUGAAAGAUUUGUCUUUCAGGGAGUUCAUGACAUAUUUCAAGGUUCCCCGGAAAGGGUGUGGAGGGCAGAUGAACCAAGGACAAACAAAAUUGUUUUCAUAGGGAAGAACUUGGAUACUAAGGAUUUGGAGAAGGGGUUCAAGGCCUGUUUACUGUAA
Vicia faba (fava bean) is the source of this 1362-nucleotide messenger RNA. The record is from the annotation of a GenBank genome assembly. NCBI's taxonomy places the organism in Eukaryota, Viridiplantae, Streptophyta, Magnoliopsida, Fabales, Fabaceae.